UGGGCUCUUUGUAAGUUAGCAGAUCGCAUGUAUCCCAAAGCGCAGUGAUGUAGAUUCCCGGGGGGGGGGGCUUCUAAAGCAGAUUUGGGAUAGGAUCCAGAAUGGGAUGGUAGUAGAGUGUUGUUUGUUGCGCAAAGGGUUUGAAGGAUUUAUUUAAGCCAGCAACGCGGUAUUCGGAGCAGGAGCUGCAAAGACCUCGGAGGAAGCCGAAGGGGAACAAGAUUUGAGCCACCUGGCUUGCGACGUGCACGGCCGAAAAAGGGGAAAAAACUUGGCUCUCUCUGGUGGGCCAGCCUCGCUGGGACUGAAACCUGACUGUAACAAUCCAAGAAGUGGCGGAAAGACCUGCACCGAGGCCUUCCACAUUAACCAAGCCGAAGAUGUGCUUGGGGAGUGAGGGGUGCCUCCGCCUGAGGAGAUUCCCGAAAGGGGUCUUGAGGCUGUUGACGCAAACUUUAUAAAUGGCGUUUACACCCUUUCAAGGCAGAGCUCCCGGCGCCUGAAGCAUUUAAAUUCCCUCCCUCCCCCCCCCGACGACUUCCCCUUUGCCUACUUUUUGUUAAAUUGGAGAAUCUUUAAAAGGAGAACUUAGGAAGCGAAGCGCUGAGGCUUUCUUUGCCUGUCCAUGUGUUUACGCCGCGCCUUGGGAAGAGCUGCUCUCUCCCCUCCUUUCGGUUUAGCGCCGGUAUUUUGACAGGCUCGUCCUCCCCCCCCCCGCCCCAAAGCCGUUACCCGGCCGGCCAGCGAGGAGGGGAGGGGCAGCUCUGGCUCCUCUCCCGCUUAGUCAGGGCCGGGAGGUGGGGGAGGGCACACCUCGUGGCGGAGGCGGCAGCAGCAGCAGCAGCAGCAGCAACAGCUUGUGCCAAGCACCAGUUGAAGAACAAAGAAGGAAGAAGCGGCGAGAGGGCCACUCUCAAGUUACUUUCUGCACCAGCCAGCCCCGACCGUCCCGUAGCGUCAGACGCCGCCUUUGCAAAAGGACCCCGCUGGAAGCCGCCUUCUCUUCUCCGCUCUUUCCUUCCCCCUCCCCUUUUUCUUUUCUUUUCUUUUCUUUUCCAAAGUUUCUUCCUCCCUUCCUGGCAAUAAAAGGAGGGGGAUCUUCCACGAGAAAGGCGGGAAGGGCACCGAAAUGAAAGCUCAGAAAAGAUGAAAAUCUCCCGUGUUCAUGGAGGUGGAGUUACGAUAAGAAGUGCUGCUGCAAUAUCAGGCAGUGAGACCGAAGACGAUGACAGCAUGGAUGUCCCCCUGGAUCUCUCUUCUUCUGGCUGCUCAAUCAAGAGGAGGAGACGGGGUAAUUUGCCCAAAGAAUCGGUGCAGAUUCUUCGGGACUGGCUGUAUGAGCACCGUUACAAUGCUUAUCCUUCUGAACAAGAGAAAGCACUAUUGUCGAGACAGACGCACCUUUCCACACUACAGGUCUGCAACUGGUUCAUCAAUGCACGGCGCAGGCUUUUGCCUGACAUGUUGAGGAAGGAUGGGAAAGACCCAAAUCAAUUUACUAUCUCACGAAGAGGGACCAAGGUAAUUGAUGGCCACCCAGUGGAAUUUUCCAGCUCAAAAAACUGCAUUCCCCUGAUUGAGAGCUCCUUUCUCUCUAGUAGCCCAAGACCAAACAAGACUUGUAAUGCUCCUUCUCCAGGAUCUCUUUUGGCUCGUCCCUCAGUGAUUUGUCAUACCACCGUAACUGCACUGAAAGAUGUCCCUUUCCAUUUCAAUCAGCCCGCUGGUACAGGUCAAACUACAGAUGACCUUCAGUGGGCUUCACCUACCAACUUUACAGACAACACUCUCCUAUUCCACGAGGAUAAGUUGGGACCUAGUUCAAAUGCACAAAGUGGGCUUUUCAACACUCCUCCUCCAACUCCCCCAGAUCUGAAUCAGGACUUCAGUGGAUUUCAACUCCUGGUGGAUGUUGCAUUGAAACAAGCAGCAGAGAUGGAAUUGCAGGCAAAACUGAUGGCAUAAAUUCUCCAUAUUUUCUCUUCUCCCAACAGGGAUUUAACAAAGAUGUGGCAAUUGUUUCAAUGAUAUCAAGGAUUUAACUGCAUUAUUUGUUCUAAUUAAUCUUAUUUGCACAAGGGAUUGCUGAAAUGAAGCUUCCUACCCCUGUUAUGAUCUUCAGUGGAUUCCAGUCAUUCCAAGAAUUAUAAACUUAAAGCUACUGUAGAAGCAACCCCGCCCCUUUUAAAAGUUUCUUAGUAGGUUUUUUUUUUCAUAAUGUGAGAUGGUUCCCAAGAUCAUGUGAUUUUGUUUUGUUUUCAUUAUUUGUCUCUUUCAGACUGUGCAAUAUUUAGUAACAAGAUUAGUAUUCAUAUCAUUCCCAUGUGGAACAAAAUAUACCAACAGGCUGUCUUAUAAAAGUUCAGAUUUUAAUACAAGUUUGGAUUUGAAUGAUUAUACUUUUUCAUGAUGUAAUAAAAUAUUUUCUUUAA
Molecule: messenger RNA, 2432 nt
Organism: Ahaetulla prasina
Lineage: Eukaryota; Metazoa; Chordata; Lepidosauria; Squamata; Colubridae
Gene: TGIF1
Product: TGFB induced factor homeobox 1
Exons: 4
Coding region: 1147-1965 (272 amino acids)
Biological process (GO): regulation of transcription by RNA polymerase II
Molecular function (GO): DNA-binding transcription factor activity, RNA polymerase II-specific; RNA polymerase II cis-regulatory region sequence-specific DNA binding
Source: RefSeq, a predicted model, not a curated record